AUGCCGAGGAGGAGGAGGAGGAGGCGGCGGCGGCGGAGGAGGAGGCGGCACAGAGGAGAGGACAGCCCUGCUGCUGCUGCUGCUGCUGCUGGCAGAAGAGGGGGGAAGUUUGACAAAUCGCCCCGGAGGAAGGAGGAGGGGAAGCCCCCCGAAGAGGAGUCGGCGGAGCCUCAGCCUGCGCUCUCCACUCCCCGGCUCCUGGCUCGGCGCUGGAGCGGCGGCGGCGGCGGCAACAGGCGAAGCUUGAAGGGAAACGAGAUGAUCGCAGUGUCACUCAAACUAGUCCGCAAAGAGGGAGAGGGGCACCGCGCUCCCACCGCCUCCCGCUCCGGACGGCACCUUAACUCUUUGCGCAUCGCGCCGCCGGCCCGGCGCCCGGCACCCGUCACGGCCACGGCGGCGGCGAAGGGUCCGCCCGGGGCGGCGGCGGCGGCGGCGGCGGCGGCGGGGCACCCCCCCCGCCCCCCCCUCGCUGCACCCCCUCCGCCUUCACUGGCGAGCCGCCGCGCUCAGUUCAGCGAGCGCCGGCGGAUCGAUGUGCUGCGGGUUUGA
Messenger RNA from Tyto alba (common barn owl), 552 nucleotides. Its product is annotated as myosin-1-like. The record is from RefSeq and is a predicted model, not a curated record. NCBI's taxonomy places the organism in Eukaryota, Metazoa, Chordata, Aves, Strigiformes, Tytonidae. The coding region runs from base 1 to 552 and encodes 183 amino acids. The transcript is spliced from 3 exons.